AUCGAUCCACUCGCUUUCUCCCCCGUCAUGUCAUCAUCCUCUCUCCGCUGGUGACCACCACCAAGAGGCGACCCCGGCAGCGAUCAACGACGGCGGCACUUCCUCCACGCUUCCGCACGUCUCAAGACUCUCAACUGACAACUCUCAACUUCCAACAGACUGAGGGGAAUUCCGUGAUCUCCUUCCUAUCUUCCACCAACGACCAUGCCGCCGCCUACGACUCCGGCGACGAGGCCAGCACCUACGCUGCCGGACGAGCUCAUCGAGGAGGUCUUACUCCGUCUCCCACCGGACGAGCCCUCGAGCCUCGUGCGUGCCUCCCUCGCCAGCAAUUUCUGGCUCGGCGUCCUCACCGGCCCUACCUUCUCCGGUCGCUACCGUGAGCGCCAUGGCGCUCCCCCCAUGCUGGGCUUCUUUUAUUCCUGGCCCCACGAGGACCGCCACGAAGAAGGAGACGAAGAACCCGUCCAACGCUUUGUCUUCACCACCAAAUUCGGCGCGCGCAUUCCCGAAGUCGAGGAAUGGCAGGACUAUGAAGCGUUGGACUGCCGCCAUGGCCGCGUUCUCUUCGGAAACCCCUUCGGGUGUCCCGCCCCGCUCUUCGUCUGGGACCCCAUGACGGGCUGCCCGAGGUACCUGGAGGAGCCCGAUGGAUGCAGCAACGAAGGGGCCACGGUGCUCUGUGCUGUGAGCGGCUGUGACCACCGCGCGUGUCACGGCGGCCCCGUCCGUGUGGUCUUUUUCACGCUGGGUGAGGGUGAUGGUUGUGUUGCGCACGCGUCCGUCGCCUUGCUGGAGAUGGAUGACGAGUGCAGCCAGAGCUCUUGUCUUGAUCUUCAGCUUGAGUGGACAGUCAGCUCUGGUCUUCAACUUGAAGCUAAGCAUGCAUUCAUCCCGCCAACAAUGGCCCCUGUCCUCAUCAAAGACGCACUCUACUUCAUGCUUUCCCUUGUUGAUGGUGUUCGUGACAUGGCUAUUCUCAAGUUCGACAUGGGCUCUGAUGCCUUGUCGUUGAUUGAUCUGCCGGACGUGCGCUCUAAUGGCUUACCACUCAUAGAGCAUUCCUUUAUCCCCUUGGCCAUGGGGGAUGAUGAUUUGGGGUUUGCGCAAGUUGACGGGUUAACCCUCAACCUAUGGUCAAGCUCAACCCAGACGGGUGCCGACGGACUUGGGUCAUGGACUCAGCAUAGAGUUGUUGAUCUCAACAACCUUCUCCCUAUUCAGAAUCCCAAGGAAAGUCUUAGACUGAUUGGAUCCGUGGAAGGCAAUGAUAUCAUUUUCGUGACUACGGACCUUGGCAUCUACCAGAUUAGUCUCAAGUCUCUAAGGUGGAAGAAGCUAUGGAAGAGCGAGAAGUUUGGUGCUUUGAUUCCGUACAUGAGUUUCUACAAUCCACAAGAGAGGAUCAACCCCUAUGAUGCAGCUCAUUGAUGGCCUAUUGUUGAAUAUUCCUAAGAGCAGGAGGUCACUAUCAUCAAUUGGAAAAAUGACCACAUGAAGGAGCAAACGUGGUCUUUUGAUGAACUAUGCACUAUUUAAUAGCUGGUUUCGUGCAAUGGUGUUUGUUUUGUUAUUUCGUUCGUAACUUUGUCGCCAAGCUUAGUAAUUGCCCGUCUUAAGUGGCACGUGUAAGUGGGUGAAGGGAGUAUCUCUGUGAUGAACCUACUUUAAUUGUUUUCCUGAGAAAUGAAAUGUCAUAUCUUCUAGAAGAGGAACUACAUUAAUUGA
Hordeum vulgare subsp. vulgare (domesticated barley) is the source of this 1728-nucleotide messenger RNA. RefSeq lists its product as uncharacterized. Gene Ontology annotation, molecular function: protein binding. Bases 205 to 1431 code for a protein of 408 amino acids. The record is from RefSeq and is a predicted model, not a curated record. The transcript is spliced from 3 exons. NCBI's taxonomy places the organism in Eukaryota, Viridiplantae, Streptophyta, Magnoliopsida, Poales, Poaceae.